Molecule: messenger RNA, 9241 nt
Organism: Acanthochromis polyacanthus (spiny chromis)
Lineage: Eukaryota; Metazoa; Chordata; Actinopteri; Pomacentridae
Gene: bnc2
Product: basonuclin 2
Biological process (GO): regulation of DNA-templated transcription
Cellular component (GO): nucleus
Source: RefSeq, a predicted model, not a curated record
AGCAUCUCAGAGUGGAGCGGCACAGUUGACUCACACACACACUCUUCCUAUGCCGCACACACACACACACACACUCAGCCACCGACUCUCUCACUCGCUCGCUCGCCCUCGCUCGCUCUCGCUCACACACUCGCCGAGGCGCUCAGUUCAGUUCCUCCGUGGCUGCGGCGGAGUACAGAGGAGUCAGAGAGAGAGAGAGAGAGAGAGAGAGAGAAGCAAAGAGGGAGAGGAAAAGAGAGAGGACAGGCGGCGGCACGGACGGAGAGAGAGGGACACAAUCACAGAGAGAGAGAGAGAGAGAGAGAGAGAGAGAGAGAGAGAGAGAGAGAGAGGAGCGGGAGGCAGGGAGAGCUGGAUAGCUGGUGGCUCACUCCCACACCUCAUCUUCACUUUGCUGGGACAGACACAGAAUUGAUGUCCAAGGAGGCAGAGUUGGAUGUGAGAGGCAGUGAGUGUGACACAGUCCCACCAGAGCCCAGCAGAGACCCGGAGCCGCCCAGGCCACCUCCAGCUAAGGCUAACGGAGCCACCGGCACAGCUGGCGUUUGCACGAGCAUCACCUCCAGUAGCCACAGUAGCAGCAGAAGCAGCAGCAGCAGCAGCAGAAGUGGUCUGGGUGGCAUUAGCAUCGUUAGCAGCAGCGCUGAGGGAGCAGGCGAAAGCUCCAUGCAGUUCAGCACCAGACCGCCUAGUGCUGAGCAGCCGGGCUUCAUGGGGACAUGGCAGCAGCAGAGCACUGACAGCAACCUCCUCUACAGAAUGUCCCAGCAGGGUGCUGUAACGCGUCUUCCUUUGAAGUGCGACAGGUCGACAAUGGGCCGAGACCUGGAAGAGGCCAUUCGCUGCACACUGGUGAACUGCACAUGUGAGUGUUUCCAGCCGGGGAAGAUUCACCUACGAACAUGUGACCAGUGCAAACACGGCUGGGUGGCUCAUGCUCUGGACAAGCUCAGCACCCAGCACCUCUACCACCCGACCCAGGUGGAGAUCGUUCAGUCCAAUGUGGUGUUUGACAUCAGCAGCCUGAUGCUGUACGGCACCCAGGCCGUACCGGUCAGGCUCAAGAUCCUUCUCGACCGCCUUUUCUCCGUGCUCAAGCAGGAAGAGGUUCUGCACAUCCUGCACGGCCUGGGCUGGACCCUCCGAGACUACGUCAGGGGCUACAUACUGCAGGAUGCUGCAGGCAAGGUGCUGGACCGCUGGACCAUCAUGUCCCGAGAAGAGGAGAUCAUCACCCUGCAGCAAUUCCUGCGCUUUGGUGAGACUAAGUCCAUUGUGGAGCUGAUGGCCAUUCAGGAGAAGGAAGGUCAGGCAGUUACAGUUCCCUCUUCCAAGACAGACUCCGGGAUUAGGACAUUCAUUGAGAGUAACAACAGGACCCGCAGCCCAGGGCUCCUGACACAUCUGGAAAACAGUAGCCCAUCCAGCAUUCACCAUUUUGAGAAUAUCCCCAACAGCUUAGCCUUCCUCCUGCCUUUCCAGUACAUUAACCCAGUCUCUGCCCCCAUGCUUGGCUUGCCCCAUGGCCUCCCUAUGGAGCAGUCUGCUCUCAGGCUCCGGGAGCCCAGUCUGCCAAACCAAGGAGAACAAGUGGAAACCAGUGAAUCAGAAGUGUCCCUAUCACCCUUCCGCACAGGUCAGAGCCCUAGUCGUGGAGCACUGGGAAGCAUGAACAACACUGAACCCAAGCAGGAACCCAACAACAGGGCGUCACCCAUCUCUCCAACCCCUUCCACCCAGCAGGCUCAACAGCAGCAACAGCAGACACAGCUUCAGCAGCAACAGCAGCAGGGCCAACAGCAGUCUCAAAAUCAACCUCAGCAACCAAACAGCUUGAGUGAUCACCAGGUCCACCACCACUUUGUAAAGGACGAACAGUCGAAAACCAUUACCCAUCCUUCCUUUUCCUCCAAAAUGCAUCGUAUGCGCCGCAUGGGAGCCACCUCACGGAAGGGUCGUGUGUGUUGCAACUCUUGUGGGAAAACCUUUUAUGAUAAAGGCACACUUAAGAUACACUAUAAUGCUGUACACCUGAAGAUAAAACAUCGUUGCACCAUUGAGGGUUGCAAUAUGGUCUUCAGCUCACUACGCAGUCGCAACCGCCACAGUGCCAAUCCCAAUCCACGGUUGCACAUGCCCAUGCUGCGCAAUAACCGCGACAAGGACCUCAUCCGGGCCAAUUCAACCCCUGGUACACCUGUCAUCUCAAGCACCAAGAAUGGUGGUUUUACUCUCACCAGCCCUGGAAGACCGCCACUGGGUUUCACUACUCCACCAGUAGACCCUAUGCUUCAGUCUCCCCUGCAAAGUCCACUUGUAUUCCCCUCCCUGAAGUCAGUACAGCCAGUCCAGCCAGUGCCCCCCUUCUACCGAACAUUACUGUCCCCUGCGGACCUCGUCAGUCCUCCCGUGUCACUGCCCACCAGUCCUAUCAUGCCCACCACCACCAACAGCACCACCCUGAUGGACCAGCAACAACAGAUCCUGGCUGCUGCAGCUGUGGCUUCACACAAUAAUGUUCAUUUGUCAGAGGCAGGGCACAUGUCCCACCGCUUACCUACACCUAGUGCCAAUCAGGACCUCAACACUGGCAGCAGUGACCCCACUCCCAAAAAGAAGCCUCGUAAAUCUAGCAUGCCAGUUAAGAUUGAGAAGGAAGUGAUUGACGUAGCAGAUGAAUUUGAAGACAAAGAUGAGGACGAUGAUGACAACAUCCACCAUAAUCACCACCAUCACCAAUCGUCUCUCCUGCACAACAAUGUCAAAAUUAAUGGAAACUGUAACAGCAACAACAACAGUGGUAGUGGUGGCAGAAACCACAGUGGUGGUGGUAGUGGGCAGCAAUCCCCUUCCCAGGACGAGAUGAGCCCUGGCUUAGCUCUGAGAGGAAUGAUGAGACAGAGUGAAGAUGAAUGCCGGGAAGGGACUGGUAGUGACAGCAGAGGUGGAGCCUCUGAGCUCCGAUGUAUGGACAGCUUUACCUCUGAGGAUCAGGACCAUGAGAGAGACUUUGAGAAUGAGUCCGAAACCUCUGAUUCCAAGAUGUUCUACCGAGAUGAGCUGAUGGAUGUGGAGGAACACCAAAAACACGGCAGGAGGAGUCUGGACAAGGAACAAGACAAUGAGGGUAGUGAGGAAGCUCAUUUGAGAAAGGAAAUGGAUGGAAAAGGCCAUUCCUCACCCUCCCAUCACCAGCCCCCAAUCAAGAUCAAGGAAGAACUCAAUGAUCCAACUUACGACAUGUUCUGUAUGGGCCAGUAUGGCCUAUACAAUGGAGGAAUGGCAGCAGCUGCUGCUGCUGCUGCGAGCAUGGCUGCUCUGCAUGAGAGCUUCAUCUCUUCAAUGGGCUACGGUGCCAGCCCACCCAAAUUUCCUUCUUCUCAAUCACCAGAGGGAGAUCCAUGUUCCAGUCCUGACCCCAAGAUCUGCUAUGUUUGUAAGAAAAGCUUCAAGAGCUCCUAUAGCAUGAAACUGCACUACAAGAAUGUGCACCUCAAAGAGAUGCAUGUGUGCACUGUGGCUGGCUGCAACGCCGCUUUCCCUUCCCGGCGGAGCCGAGACAGGCACAGCUCCAACAUCAACCUGCACCGCAAACUGCUGACCAAAGAGCUGGACGACAUUGUCCUGGACCCCCAACUCACGCCACUGCCCAAGGACCUGCGAGCCGAGAUACUGGCCAAGAUCUACGCGGGGCACCACAUGGGCUUGGACCCUAUGGCCGGGAUGGGCAUCGGAGGCACCAACCUCGGGCCCGCCGGCCUGAACCACAAUGCCCAUUCCCCCAUGAGCAACGAGUAUCCCCACCAUCCUCUCAACCAACACCUUAAAAACUACCACACCAACGGCUUCUCCCGGGGCCAGCCAGACGACUACAUGGUGUUGGACCUGAGCACCACAUCCAGUGUCCAGUCCGGCAGCAGUGUCCACUCCUCACAUGAGUCAGAUGAGGGCAGCGAUGAAGGCAUCCUGUUGGAUGACCUGGAGGAGGAGGGAGAGGAGGAGGAGGAGGAGGAGGAGGGCAACAGCGAGGGAGAGGACUACUCCCAGCGUGCCGAGGGGCAGGCUGAGGGGGGACAUCGGGAUGAGACUGGAGAACUAAAAGGAGGACGGGGUGAGGGCUUGGACCCUUCCUCCUCACCGUUCCUCCUUUCGUCCACUGGGGGCAGUAAUGGCAGCAGCAGUGGGAUCCUCUGUAACAUCUGCCACAAAAUGUACAGCAACAAAGGGACCCUGCGUGUGCACUACAAGACUGUGCACCUGCGAGAGCUGCACAAGUGCAAAAUCCCCGGCUGCAACAUGGUGUUCAGCUCUGUGCGCAGCCGUAACCGACACUCUCAAAACCCCAACCUCCAUAAAAACAUGCCCUUCUCUACAAUAAUAGACUAAAGAAUGACUUACUACUCUGCCCUCCUGUCAGUCUGCCGCUCCUCCCUUCAUUCCUCAUUCUUAUUCCUCCUCAAAUUAGCUUUUAACCCCAGCCCAAGGCCAUCAAAUACAAGCUAAAUGCCUGUAUGUCUCCUGCCCAUCCUCUGUAAGUCAUUGCAAGACAUUUCAAUCUCCAUCUAUGAAAUUAAUUGACUCUAAAUACAGUUUAUUAUUGUGUCCUUUGACUUUUCCUUCUUUGGAAGAACAGGAUGACACUCUUCAGCCUGGAGUUUGCUUUAUAACAAAACUCCAGUUGUUUCUUUUUUCAUAAGCUCCUCCAUCUUUUCCUUUCUAACUUCUCCCCACUUUGUGUUUAUGUCCAUCUCCAAAGAAUUCAUUCAAACUCUUAUUUGUGACUUUGCCUGCAGAAACGAUAGUAUUGAGAAAAAAAAAAAGAAAAUCUUCUUGUUGUAUUUGUGUAAUGAUAGCUUUUAAAUGAACCCCUUACAAAAGCAUGACAGCUUCAUUUGUAAAUAAUGUCCCAAGAGGCUUUUGGUGUAAAAGAGUUGUGUUGAUGGUUGUUUGCUUCUUUUUUCUCUCUUUAUGGUUUUAUGUUACAGUCCAGUACAAUACUUCCAGCUAUAGGCAAGAAAGAGGUAGCAUCUUACUAGCUUGACUCAUUUAUGUUAGCUUCAAAGACACGUUUUAAGCUGAGUCCUAGGGAAAAAAAAGAAUAUCAUGUGACUUGUUUUAUCUACUUGUUAGAUAUUCAGAGGUUGCCGGCAUGCUUUUUUAGGCUCCUACACUGAUAUCAUUCUCUGUAUUUCUAUUGAUUUUUUUGUCUGUUAUGUUUAUGAGCUUCAGUAUACCAAUUCAGUUUUUGCACUUUGCAUCUAUACAAGGGGAUGUGUAAUAUUAUGAUAAUGAGGAUUUUUUUUUUUUUUGCAAUGGUGCGUUUAGGUGUUGUUUGGGGUCAUUGAUGGCUACAGCGCCAAGGGAAGUGACAGUACCUUCAGCAGACUUGUGCCAGUUUCUUUUUGCACGUGCUCAGUUUCAAACAGUUUCACGACAGAAAACAUCUCGCCUCCCAGAACAAAACUGAGAUCUUCCCCCCAUUGCUAAACAAAAAGUGUUCAGAAAGUGUCUCCAAAGUGUCUUGCUUAAAAACAAACCCAGGUCUGACUAAAUAUGAACUGCUGUUUCGCAAACACAGAAGAGGUAAUAUUGAUGAAGUCCCCCCUCCUCUUUUUGCUUCCGGAGUAAUUUGUGUAUGUUUGUUCUAAUCACAACAACUUCUUCAGAGGUUUAGUCAGUUUAAUCUGUCUAAAGCAUGCAUUUAUUUUGUCGAACAAAGGUAUCAAUGCAAAAACUGGUGUUUGUUGUCAAGAAAGGCGUCUUAAUGAAAUCUGAUUUUCCCGCAGAGAAAAAAGAUUAAACUAGUCCUUCAACUGUGACCAAAAUAUAAGUGUUUGCUUGAGAAAAGCUCUUUCAGUGUGACAUUGUACCUAAAUCAAGCCCCGUUGGAUUAAUAUGAUGCACUUGAGUCUUAAAACCUUUGCUGUGAUAUUUUGCAUAUUUCCAUUGCUGAGUGUCGGUUUCAAAUAUACUCUAUAAAAAUGUCGCCAUUUUUCUGGCUGUUGGUUGCAGCGGUUUUUAACAUGUCCAUAACUGUCUUACGGUACAAAUAUUUCCAGUAACUGGGCAAAGUAGCCGAGGGAAGGGGUAUUUAUUAGUGGGUGAUGUAUCUUCAUGGAGAUUUCUUUCUUUCUUUCUUUUUUUUUUUGUCCGGUAUAAGAAUUUUUUGUAAAGAAAAAAAAGAAUAGAGAUUGGUUCUCAGUUUGACUUGUUUAUCAAUGUAUUAGCAAUGCCAUGUGUUACUAUACAAGGAGAUCUUCUCUUACUUGACUGGUGCUACACACAGUGUGGGAAAAUAUGCAGUGUUAUGUGGUGUGCUGUACAGUAUUCACAACACCUUACAUCCAUAACAGUGUUGAGUUCCACUUAUUUCACACUUAAGCCAUUUUGCAAUACAGACAUGACCUAUUCAAUUGAAAUAUUUCAUGUCUUUUUUAAGACUCCACCUAUAUGACACAUGCAGUUUUUAGUUCUCUGUUCUCAGAGAUAAAGAGGGUGAGACAGAGAGCUGAGGCUGAUGGAAAGGUUGCGGAGGUGGAAGGCUGACUAGGGAGGAAAGGAUGACAGCAACGAUCAUUAAAAAUGUGCUGCUUCUCUGUUACCUGGAGGCGUCCCGCCAUUCCAGCUUCUUCUGUCUAAUAACUCACUUGUCACUUCGUUUCACUGCCAGACGCCAGGGCUGCUGACAAGACUGUGACACUGACAGAAGGAGAAAAAGAGGGAAAGCCAGUGUGCGCUCUGAACAAUUUAAUUUGACUCAUUCAAUUUAGUUGAAUUCAAUUCAUCUAUUCAUUUUCUACAUGCGCUUCUUAAUCGGCGUCGCUGGUAAUUCAGUUCAACUCUUUUUCUCUUACUUCUCUGUUUUUCUCUUUGUCUGUCAGAGCGCAGUCAUUUAACAACCGCCUUACCCAUUUCUUCAACCCGCCACUCACUUACCACCUCCACACGCCACAGCGCAGAUCCUACAGGGACACACACUAAUAGUGUAUGCUUAAGUUCACUGGACGGCCAUGGCAUAGGAAAAAGGGAUGGGUAAUUGCCUGUUUAUCCCAAGUGAAGGGAAAAUUGAGUACAGGAACCCCUGCCUUCUCCCAGGAGUGGGUUUCACUGAGGCGCUUGCUGCCUCAUUCACUCAUUCAAUCCCCCCGGCCCUCGCUCUGGCAGAAAUAAAAAAGUGCUACUCCAGGAACCCUGCUGACAGCUGUCUCUCUAACACACAACCAUGCAAACACACAUGCACACAGAGAAGAGUGGCACACACUCAGAGGGAUGACAAGGCCUAGAUGACUUGUUAACCUCUAGUGAUGGAGAAGACAGGGGCAGAGAAAAUAUUCUCAGCACAGGAAAUGAAACUCAGUUCUUAGUAUUAACACAUAGCUGCAUCCACUACAUAGAAAGCAAGCAUUCCAUAGCAAAGAAUGGCGUGAGCUAUAAUUAAAUAAGACAAGAAAAGCUCUUACUAUUACUACUUUAUUCUAAAAAUUGUUCAACAGCUAAUGAUUUGAGACUUUCUGGCUUAGGAGGCCAGUGAUUAAAUGAAGAAAAUCUAUUAAAAAGGUCAACAAGCUCACAGAUUGAUUUGAACCCUCUAGAAUGAAGAGAGCUGCAUGUACCAAAAAUAUCAAAACUUAUCUUAAUGUAAGUGUGCUCUGGCCAAUAACCUCAGUUGCAAUGCUAAGUUUUCAGACUUUUUUUUUUUCUCCCAACCAACACAUUCCUUAUGUUCUGUUCUUUACUGUCCAUUUCUCAAGUAGCAGCUGCAGAGCAUGGCCUGUCUUGUGUACUGGCAUGUUCCAGACAGAAAACUGAAUAUCAUAGAAGAGGUACCCUUAAAACGCCUUUCUACUACCUCCCUUCAGGCGCUCUCAGAGUCCUGGCAAAUGACUGUCCAUGAGUAGGGAGACGGCCGAGAGAGACGGGAGAAGGGAGGAAUGGGGUAAGGGGAUUGGGUUUAGAACGCGGUCUGGCCACAGUCUUGCAGCAGUCACUUAACAAUGCAGGGGAAAAAGAGAGGAAGUGAGGCUGAGGAGAGAGUGAGAAAGCAGCAGAGCUAGGACUCCCCGGGACUUAUCCCCAGCUUUUUCUUGAUUGCCUGUUGGAGAGCGAUCGAGCCACCCCUCACAUUUCCACCCCUCUCCUCUGGACUCUUUUCCCCUCUGAGAAAUGACCACCGAUUUUCCCUCUCUUCUGAGAAAGCCUCCGAUCCACGCACUCCUAAAUUCUCCAACCAUAAGGGUCCAGAGGCAUUGUGCUACCUAGUGACCGUGCAUGUCGCUUAGAGCACCUCACUGGCCCAGACCACUGGAGUGAAUCUUAAAUAUUUGAUUAGACCAGCGUCAGCCAUCAAUUAUUCUGCAAUCCUGCAUAGCACACUGACGGGGGAAAGGGAAGGCAAACGGCUGAAACGCCUGACCUGUUAAUCGCUGUCCAUUUUGUUCAUGUCACAGUGUGAGUGAGUGAGGUGUAGGCAGAGAGGAUGAGAGGUGACACUGCAUGCAAACUGUCCAGUUAAUGUAGCUCAUGGAACAACGUGAGGUGAAAAUGUUUGAUGAGACGUCACUAGAAAUAUGCAGAUAGACGAAAAAUACACACAUGUGGGUUUGUAUAGAUGCUUCAGUCACGAGUCUUACGUUCGAAAAAGAAUGCCCUCGUUAAUUUGAACUGGAACCUGUGAAAUGUCAAUGAUCCUGAAAAAAAAAUGAUGCUGUAAAUUCAUAAAAUGUUUUCCAUUGUAUUUUCAAAUAUAUUUUACAGUCUUAAAGUAUAAAUAGCUUGGAGAGCUGGUAAAUUUAGAUUUUUAUUUUCACUUGUGUUUUUUGUGUAUUCGAUGCAUUUGUGUCCGUGUCUUAAAAAGCCCGUGUUACAUCACUGGCACUUCGACAGCGUUGCAUGGCUACAUAGUCGCACUGCAAAGAACAAACAGAGCAAAAGGAGCUUGCGUCACUUUGGUGUCAAAAUGGUGAUUUGGAAGCCUCAUGAAUACUGUAUGUUACCCUAAGAGGUAUUCCCCAUUUGCAGACAGAAGGAAAAAAAACGAUCCUUUUUAAGAGACUCUUUUUUCCCCCCUUUCUUUUUACCCUUUCUUGUAUUUGUUUCUGUAUCAUAACUGUCUAUGGUUUUUGCAUAAAAUGCAUAAGGGUUUUGGGAUGUAAAUGGAAUUUUAUUCAUAUUUUGUCCAAAUACCUCUUGUAAUUUGUAUCAGAAUUCUUGUACAAUUUUUAUAUUAAAGAUUUAUCAGUCA